AUGGGAUGCCAGAGGAUUCCAAGGGCCUGCUCUUCAGAUGCUUUUUUGAUAUACAGGCAUAAGCAUUGUGGAUCCUAAUGGAGCAGCUUGAUUUGAAAUUGGCAGCCGAAUGCCAGAGUGCGGGAUACCCCGGCACCUUGAUUCCCUAUAAGUGCGACCUGUCCAACGAAGAGGAGAUCCUCUCCAUGUUCUCUGCCAUCAAGACGCUACACCAAGGGGUGGACGUGUGCAUCAAUAACGCCGGCUUGGCUUGCCCCGAGCCCCUGCUGUCGGGGAAAACGGAGGGUUGGCGGAUGAUGAUAGAUGUCAACGUUAUGGCUGUAAGUAUCUGUACCCGGGAGGUCUAUCGGUCCAUGAAGGAGAGAAACGUUGACGAUGGGCAUAUUAUUAACAUUAACAGCAUGAAUGGCCACAGUGUCGUACCACAGUCGGUUGUUCAUUUUUACAGUGCCACCAAGUAUGCUGUCACGGCAUUGACAGAGGGGCUAAGACAAGAACUCAGAGAAGCCAAGACUCAUAUACGAGCUACAUGUAUAUCUCCAGGACUGGUGGAAACUGGAUUUGCUUUUAAACUUCACGAUAAUGAUCCAGAAAGAGCUGCUGCAACCUACGAGAGCAUUAGGUGUUUAAAAGCUGAAGAUAUGGCCAAUGCUGUAAUAUAUGUCCUAAGUGCUCCACCGCAUGUACAGAUUGCAGAUAUUCAGAUGAGGCCUACAGAGCAGAUUUCAUAGCAAAGGAGGAGGACUGCAAGCAGCACCAUGCAUCAAUCCCCCUUCACGCCUUCCAGCAGUUUAGGGUUUCAUCUGCUGGUUGACAACAUUUUAAUUGGAUUCCAAGGAUCACAUUUGAAGAAUUAAUUUUCGUUCUCACUCCUCCCCUCCCCCCGAGCUGAUGCUGAUCCAGUAAAAAAUUAUUGGUCUUGGGUUUCUCUCCCUGCCCCACUAUUACAGUAAAUGUAAUUUGAAAACACGGCAGGGAAGCAAAUCAGUGGAAUACAGUAUGUUAUUGGUUAGGUUUUUAGUCGUGUUUGGGUCUUGUUUGCUGGUGCUCCAGCCAGACACAGCUGAAGCGUCAUGAGAUAUUUGCCAACUUCAAAGCAUCACUUGUUUUCUGGCUUCUCUCUUCUCUGCUGAGGCACAUUCUUUGAAUUGUUGCCAUGAAUUAAACGGCACAUGACCUGUCACUUUCUUCUCUGUCUGUUAAGUAUUAUUGUCAGAGGCAUCCCAGCUACUUCAUAUGGCGGAGAUGAUUCCCACCUCCUCUCUGUUCAGCUGACACAUACUAAUGCAAUGGAAGGAGAUUGCCUUUGUACUUCAAACAAAGGGUUUGCCUUAAUACUAGUCCUCUCUUCUAAAAUCAAAACAAUAGACAAGAUAUCCAUUGUCCACCUUUUUCAACAUACUUAAAUGCUUCAGAUUUUUAGUGUAAUAUUGUAUAUCAGGCAAUCUAAUUUCUGUUUCUUUCGCAUCUAUUCAAAGCUAAUUUUGCCUGUCAGUAAUGGUGCAUGUGACCUUCCUCACCCCUUUGUAUCUCACCAUGCCAGAAGCAGUGUAAAGAAUACUCCUUUCCCGUUUACAUGACUUGUGCCUGACAGAUCUGAAGAAGUAUCUCUGUGUGAUUGCUGUUUCUCUUUCUUUCUAGGUAGGUAGCUAGAUGGAGGGAUAGGCACUUGAAUUUCCACAGGUUAGGGAAUGACUUUCUUCUAACAUGUAAGUGGCAUAGUUAAAGUAUGAGUGAGUUGUUUGGUCUUUUUAAUAAAAGUAAAAUAAAAUUGUGUACCGUCGUCUUGUGAUCAUCUAUAUUCUUUGUAUCUCAGAACAUUCUUGAUGUUUUUGUAUGUUUGAUAUUUGCAUGCAUUGCACUUUUUGGAAAUAAUGACACGGUCUUAGAAAUGCUGUUUAAGUGCUGAUUGCUGACAGCUAGUGAGUCGGAAAUGUUGAAACUGUGAAAUGGUCUAUGAUCAGAUUCUUGGGACAAGAGAGAGGGGGGGAGGAGGGAAAUUGUCCAGAAUGCAUGACUUCUGAACUGCAGGUUUAAAACCUGAUUCAGCUCUCAGAACCAGUUUUCUUCUGGUCUCAUUCCUCUGAGUGACUCCUGAUUUAUACCAGUUUUAAGACUGAGGAGAAUCAGGCCCAUAGCUGGUUACACAUAAACUUGUGAGACUAGUGUAGCGACCAUGUUUAGACUUAUUAGAAUGGUAUAAAAGAGACAUGGGUGUGUACUCCAAACUGAUACGCGGUUGUUGCAUUAUUAAUAUAUGUUGCCUUAAAAUGCUGAUGUCACUUGUGCUGUGCUCUGAAUUUCCUGUAGCAUUUCUGGUGGCGAAACUGUUGUAUUAGGAGGAGCAGAUGUGGUCAAGUGACCUGAGCACAGGACUGAGAGCCAGGGUAAUUGAUGCUAAUCUUGUCACUUACGCUAGUUUUACACCGUGUAUGGGUAUUCCUCAUUUAGAUCUGUGUAAGAGGGACCAGAAUCAGGGCAGGUAGCUCCUGAAUUCCAGUUUUGUCUUGGGCAAGUCUCUUAACCUCUCUGCCUCAGUUUUCCAUCUGUAAAAUGGGGAUAAUAAUACUGACCUACCUCACAGGGGUGUUGUGAGGAUUCAAUGACUGUUUUGAGAAGCACUCUGAAUAUGGAAAACGCUAUGUAAGUGCAAAGUAUUAUUAUUAGGUAUUAUUCAUUACAUCUUGCAAUGCACAGAAUUGCAUGUGCCAAAGGUUGGCAACAAUGGACACACAGAGUAAAUAAUGCAUACAUUAAUAAUGCUGGCAUAAAUGAAAACCUAUGUAACUUUUAUUUUCUGUUUAAAAGUGUGCUCAUGAUUUUUUUUUAUCCAUUCCUGGUUUCUCAUCCCUUCCUCAGCUGUUUCUAGAGUUGGCUUUUUAAUUCAUUGUGGGUGAAAUUCACCACUGUGCAGAGGAGUUGAACCAGGCAAGUGCACCACUUAUGUUCCAUUUAACUGACGUAUUGGCCUUUGUGUAAGAUCUCUGCCCAGGAGUGAAUUUUACCUUGGGUGUGGAGUUAGAAAGAUCAUAUGAUGCAAGGGACACGGGUGCAACCUUGAGGAACAGACACUGUUCCUAACAGCCCAACAGAGCUCAAGACACUUGGCACAUACUUUUCUAUAUCCUGGAGCUCUUGUACUUGGAUUUGUGGCGCUUGAGUAAGAAGGGACAAAAUGUGAAUGCAUUAGUGCAUUGAGAUGCUUUCGUACGCUACCCUCCCCGAUUUUGUACAGCACCACGGUGAUAUGCAACUUGAUUUAAUUUUAAAGCUCUGGUGUUUUCCCUGGUAUUUAUAUGCUUUGGGAAUAGAAGCCCAUCAUUUUGACAGAUACACAGUGCCAUGUUUGUGUGAUACUUUAAAAAGAAAAUAUUGGAAAUAGUGAUGAUAUUUGGAGUCUGUACCAAAUCAGUGUUUAGAAAUUGGAAACCUGCCAGUGGGGGAAAUUCUUAAGCUCCAGUUCAGUAAAACACUUAACCAAAUGCCUAACAUUGAAGUCUAUGGGAACGUUCACUUGCUUAACGUUAAGCACAUGCUUAAGUGUUUUGCUGGAUCAGGGCCUGAGUUGAAAAUUCCACUUUGACUAAGGUACCUGCCUAUGAAAAGGAUCAUUCCAGUUCGCUAGUGUUGCUUAAACCAUGAACUGGUGACCUCCUGGUUAGAAACAUCCCAUUCAAGUGUUUUUCUACAUUUAUAUCCUUCUCAGACUGAUUAAAAUAAUGUAUUCUCUUUCCAAUUAUUUUGCUCCCAACUGUUCAGUGUAUUUUCCGUUCCAAUUUUUUUAGGGAAUUUUUCAUGCUGCCAAUUAACUUUCUAAACUUUGGUUGAUUUCCUAAAACACUGAAAACCUUGAAGGGGUUUGAAAACAGAUAACGAGUUCUGCAGCUCUGCCUUUCAUAUACACUUGCCUAGAUGGAUUGCACUUUGAACCUUCUUUCUGGAAUGAUGUGGCAUUAGCAACACUGCUGUGAAGAGGAGGGGUUGUUUUGAAACCCCCAAGCAGGAGGGUGAACUGUUUAAAUUAUCGAUAGGUUUCUAAUUGUGAACUGUAAAAUAAAAAAAAAGAGAAAAAUACCA
Messenger RNA from Pelodiscus sinensis (Chinese soft-shelled turtle), 4077 nucleotides. The record is from RefSeq and is a predicted model, not a curated record. Lineage: Eukaryota; Metazoa; Chordata; Testudines; Trionychidae.